This is a messenger RNA of Lentinula edodes (shiitake mushroom), 957 nucleotides long. RefSeq names its product short-chain dehydrogenase/reductase. The record is from RefSeq and is a predicted model, not a curated record. The coding region runs from base 1 to 957 and encodes 318 amino acids. The transcript has 2 exons. Gene Ontology annotation, cellular component: cytosol. Gene Ontology annotation, molecular function: oxidoreductase activity. Lineage: Eukaryota; Fungi; Basidiomycota; Agaricomycetes; Agaricales; Omphalotaceae.
AUGUCCCUCGACAGUCUCAACGUUACCAGUACUUAUCACCGCGACACUUAUCCAGCCAUUUCCCCGUCUAAACCUUCUCUCAGCCAGAAUGGUAGGGCAGUUCUUAUCACGGGGGGAGGUGGCGGAAUAGGCUUCGAAAUCGCUCGGUCGUUUGCUAAAGCGGGAGCCUCAAAGAUCAUCAUCGUGGGACGCAGAUCUGCUGUUUUGGAUGCUGCGGCAGUAAAGCUGCGCGAGGAGUUCAAAGACUCGACCCCGGCUCCUCCUGAGUUCAUCGCUCACCAAGGUGAUAUCGGAAAUGAUGAUUCCAUCUCCUCCCUUUGGGAUUUCCUGAACUCUCAGGGUAUAUUCAUACGUGUAUUGGUGCUUAAUGCCGCUCACGUUACUCCCUGGGGGCUUGAUACACUGAAAAUGGAUAAACGUGAGCUAAUGGAAGGUUUCGACGUGAACGUCGGUGGUAAUUUCCUCAUGACGGUCAAGUUUGUGAACCAGCCACUACGUCCUGUGGGCCAGCAGCUCAAUUUGAUCAAUGUCUCAACUGCUGGUGUACAUAUGAUUCCAGCUCCGAAUCAAACCCCAUACACGACCACCAAAUCAGCAUUCACUGCGCUCAUUGGAAGAAUUGCGGAUGAACGUCCAGUUGAGGACAUUCAGAUCAUAUCUUAUCAUCCAGGUGCUCUGUAUUCGGAAGGUGCUGCAAAAUAUGUGGAUCAAAAUCUUCUCAAGUGGGAUGAAAUGGCAUUGCCUGCAGACUACGCUGUCUGGGCAGCAUCUCCGGAGGCAUCCUGGCUACAUGGACGCUUUUUGUGGGCGCAUUGGGAUGUCGAUGAACUGAAAGCAGACAAGGAAUUUUCGAAGAGACUGAAACAAGAAAAAGGUUUCUUACGGGUUGCGGUCCAAGGGUUGAAGGACAUUUCUAUAGAUGCAUUGUUAAACAAGCAGGGUCAUAACAAGUUGUAG